AAAUUUCGUUCCGGAUGCGUGUCUUUGUACCGCUGAGCAAGUUCUAGGGAUAUCAAAACAAACACAACACACACACACUAGCUAAUGUCAGUGAAAGCUUACUGAAAGGUCUAUCUGUCAGUGAUCAGCCUGCUGUCUCAUCAUGCUACUGAAAUCUUGUUGUAUUUACAGCGUCGGAGUGUUUUCUAUUCUAUUGUUAAUUCUAGGCAUUUCUUUGGUCCUGUCUGACGUUUUUCCACAUUUUGUGCAGUCCAUGGUUAAAAAGGAAGUAGUUUUGAAGAAUGGCACAGAGGCGUUUGAUGCUUGGGAGAAUCCACCAGCACCUAUCUACAUGCAGUUUUACUUUUUUAAUCUGACCAAUCCCCUCGAGGUGCUGGAUGGGGACAGGCCGGCUGUGGUGGAGAUUGGACCAUAUACGUACAGGGAGUACAGGCCUAUGGAGCAAGUGGACUUCCAGGAUAAUGGCACUAAAGUAGCAGCUGUCAACACUAAAACCUACAUAUUCCAGCCCAACAUGUCCCGAGGUCCGGAGAGUGAUCUCAUCAGGACAGUCAACAUCCCUGCCUUGACCGUGAUGGAGAAAUUCAAGGACAGCUAUAUUGAGGCCAAUCUGAUCUCCUCCUACAUGAAGGCCACUGACGAAGGCCUGUUCACCACCCGCACAGUGGGAGAGCUGCUGUGGGGAUAUGAAGAUAGCCUGCUCAAAGCUCUCUCCACUUUGAAACCUGAUCUGGAUGAUGUUUUUGGACUCUUUUAUAAGAGCAAUGCUUCCAACGAUGGCCAAUAUGUAUUCUUCACUGGCCAGAAAAACUACAAGGACUUUGCUAGAGUGGAUACAUGGAAUGGGGAAAGCUCAGUGAACUGGUGGACAUCUGAUGAGUGCAAUAUGAUCAAUGGAACCAACGGAGCAUCUUUCCAUCCAGUCAUCACCAAGAAUGAAACGCUCUACAUGUUCUCUUCAGACCUGUGCCGGUCUCUGUACGCUUUGUAUGAGGAGGAUGUGACGGUGAAGGGGAUCCCUGGGUAUCGCUUCGUUCCCCCCAGUGAGGUGUUCGCCAAUCUGACCGUGAACCCAGCGAACGCGGGCUUCUGCGUCCCUGCUGGAAAUUGCCUAGGUUCUGGUGUGCUGAAUGUCAGUGCAUGUAAACAAGGGGCCCCAAUCAUUAUGUCCUCACCACACUUCUACCAGGCAGAUGAGAAAUUUGUUCAGGAUGUGUUUGGCAUGAAGCCUAAGAAGGAGCAGCACGAGACAACCAUUGAUAUCAACCCGCUUACAGGGAUCAUUCUCCAAGCAGCAAAGCGGCUCCAGGUCAACGCGUAUGUGGAGAAAAUUCCCACCUUCAGUCAAACAGGAAACGUGAGGACAGUGGUCUUUCCUGUGGUUUACCUAAAUGAGAGCGUCAUCAUUGACGACAUGUCAGUCAAGAAGCUGCGGGUGAUUGUCACUGAGCAGAACGUUGUGGUGAACAUUCCGUUUAUUCUGAUUGGUCUUGGCAUCAUUCUGGGAGGAGUCUUCAUGUUCCUAAUGUGCCGACAGAAGACGCCUGAGAGCACUGCUGCUGAGCGUCAGCCCCUGCUCUCAUCAUAGCACCAAGCAGGAUGUGAAAGGAAGACAGUUGCCAUGUUUGCAGUAUAAUUCAACAUUUCAAGGUUUCAGUGGAUCUGCAAUUUUUACCAUUAACCCAUUGUCACAGUUCCCAUUGUUAACUAGAAUUAAUGAGAGUUAACUAAGAGUGAAGUCUUUGUGUUUGUUACAGGGUUGGGACUAAUGUCUAAAGAGAGUAUAUUUUUCCUUCUAAUUUCUAAAGCAAACAUUGAACCUGAACAGAAUAAUUUAACAAUCCUGCAAAAUCUGAUUUAUCUCGGAGCUAAUCCAAAGAUUGAAGCAAAAAAGUAGUUAAAAUGUCAUAAUUUGAUCCAGAUCAUACUUUUUAGGAAGUGGCCAGUAAUCAGGAUUUACAGUGGUCUGGUGAGAAUGUUUAGGCCGCAGUCAUAAGAGAUGCAAGAGAGAUGUCUUUUCUCUUUCAGAUUUUGGUAUUGUCUAGGCAUAAGCAAAGUGAACAACAAAGUCAAGCUGUGGGAAAUGACUGCUGGCAGAAUGUUUUACUCUGAAUGUGAUGUGUAUUAUUUCUGUAGCCUAAAACGUAUCGCUCUCAGAAAAUGGUUCUCACCUCAUUUUGAUAUCUAAGGAGUUGGAUGACUAGACUUCAUUUGAUGUUUUUUAUUUUAACUUACAACUCAGUCUCUUAAGGUGUAUUGAGCUCUGAAUAUAAAUAUAUAUUCAGCUUCUUUUUAAUAUCAUGUGCUCUAAGUAGUAUCAGUAUUACUUCAGCAGUGUCAGUAAAAGGGAAGGGGGUUUUUUGCCAGGUGUGGAUGUCUUGUCUCAUGAUGCAAUUGUUCUUUUCCCCUAAAAUGUUGGCAUGAAUGUGUGAUUUUUAAUUUCUACUGAUAGUAUGCUAAAAUCAGUGUAUGAACAGCUUCAUGUUGGAGACACUAUUAAUACAUUUUUUGCCAAAUAUAAAAUCAUGUUUUUCUUUUUAACUACUAGGGCUGGUCUAUGAUUUUAUGGCUAAAUUCGGCACAACAGGAUUUUAUCAGAUUGUUUGUGAUUUUAUUUAAAGUUUGCAGAAAAAAUGUUUUGGGCUAAAGCUGGCUGGAUCGCUCAUUUUUAAAAUAUAGUGGAUUUUAAUUUUUUGCAGUUUGAUUAACCACUCUUUCACACACAUCACUGACAAGCUGUCUUUUGUUGUGGACUUUAUUUUAUAUGUGAAAAAUUAUAUUGUUCACACACUACAACUCCAACAUAGUAAAGUCAAUAUGUAAUCACUGUUUACAUACUCUUAAUAGGUCACAUAUCUAACAGUUUGCACAUUGUCUGGUCAUUUGCUACAAGUUCAAUAAACUUGUCGUGCUUCAUGUUCCCCGCA
This is a messenger RNA of Lates calcarifer (barramundi perch), 2927 nucleotides long. It is a transcript of the gene scarb2c, whose product is annotated as scavenger receptor class B, member 2c. Lineage: Eukaryota; Metazoa; Chordata; Actinopteri; Centropomidae. The record is from RefSeq and is a predicted model, not a curated record. The coding region runs from base 143 to 1588 and encodes 481 amino acids. Gene Ontology annotation, biological process: protein targeting to lysosome; receptor-mediated endocytosis. Gene Ontology annotation, molecular function: scavenger receptor activity. Gene Ontology annotation, cellular component: membrane; lysosome; cytoplasm. The transcript has 12 exons.